CUCUCUCCCGCGAGUCACUCUGCGCCUCUCUCUCCUCCGUCGUCGUCGUCCUUCUUUUUCGGUUUCUUCCGCCAAUCACCGCAUCGCUUUCUUCUUUUCUCCUAUUAAUACCCUCCGAAGUAGAGCAAGCAAGAAGCUCUUCCUUCAGGAGGAACGUCUCUCCCUCUCUCCACUUCUCACACCCCCGCCCCCGACUCAGCGAAUCGACAUUCUUGGCGUGUCAAGGAAACCUUUCUUUUAUUUGCGAAGGAACAUGAGCAAUACUGUUGGACACACCUUACCCCAGCAAGCUCUUUACCGGCCUUCUAUCAAAGAAAAUCAAAGUAAAGCUCAUCAAGGAGUUUCUGCAAACUUCUUGUGUGGAGUUCCAUUAGGAUCUAAGGUGGAAAAUGCAGUGUCAUACAGCUCUAGGUCACUGCUUUCAACCGGAUCCCUGGGAAAGAAACUCAUCAAAGGAAUCCCACCAAAGCAAAAUCGAAGCAUAGUCACUAUGACCCCUCGUGCUGUGUUGGCUGCAGAUCCUGCUUCAGAGCUAAGGAGAAAAUUCAAGCUCGACACAUAUUCUGAAUUGGAGGUUGUUGUUCAUGUCCCUACUUCGGGGUCUCCUGUACAGAUUGAAUUUCAAGUAACUAAUAGCAGUGGCUACUUGGUGCUUCAUUGGGGUGCAAUUCAUAAUAGAAGGAAUAACUGGUCACUUCCUUCUCGUCAUCCUGAUGGAACAAAAGUAUACAAAAACCGAGCUCUCAGGACACCUUUUAAAAAAUCUGGUUCCACAUCAUCAGUAAAAAUGGAGAUUGAUGAUCCUGAAAUACAAGCAGUUGAGUUUCUCAUAUUUGACGAGUCAGAAAACAAAUGGUUUAAACAUAAUGGUCAGAAUUUCCAUGUCCAGUUAUUAAAACAGGGCUAUCAAAAUCAAAAUGUUUUGGCCUCUGUAAAUCCAAAUGUUUCACUGCCAGAAGAACUUGUGCAGAUUCAAGCUUAUCUUAGGUGGGAGAGAAAGGGUAGGCAGACAUAUACACCUGAUCAAGAAAAGGAUGAGUAUGAAGCAGCUAGAACUGAGUUGCUAGAAGAACUAAGUAGAGGUGCUUCUGUAGAGGAGCUCCGAUCUAAAUUGACAAAAAACACCACUGCUGGAGCGGACAAAUCCGUCAAAGUUGAAACUAUCAAAAGUGGGAUUCCGGAUGAUCUUGUGCAAGUACAGGCAUACAUCCGAUGGGAAAAAGCUGGGAAACCAUAUUAUCCUCCGGAGAAGCAGCUUAUGGAGUUUGAGGAAGCAAGGAAAGAGCUGCAGCAUGAGUUAGAUAAAGGAACCUCUCUUGCAGAGCUAAGGGAAAAGAUCAACCAAGGGAACAUACAAACAAAAGUUUCCGAGCAACUAAAGACUAAAAAGUACUUCAGCAUUGAAAGAAUUCAGCGGAAAAGAAGGGACAUCAUGAAUAUUUUAAAUAAAACUGUUGUAGAAAUUGCAGAAGAAAAAGUUUCCCACUUACAAAAAGCUCCAACAGCACUAGAACACUGGUCUAAGACUAUAAGUGAGAAUGAUGGUGGUUCAAUUUUGAACAAGAAAAAAUAUAAGCUGGAGGAUAAGGAGCUGCAGGUACUUGUAACCAAACCUCUUGUUAGGACAAAAGUUUUUAUGGCUACAGAUCAGAGAGGGCCACUUAUUCUUCACUGGGCAUUAUCAAGGAAGUCAGGAGAGUGGAUGGUGCCCCCUUCAAGUGCAAUGCCCUCAGGUUCAGUAUUGCUGGACAAGUCAUGCGAGACCCCUUUUACUGAGGCAUCACUGGGAGACAUGUUUUACCAGGUUAUUGAGAUAGAGAUUGACAGUGAUGAUUACGCUGGAAUGCCCUUUGUCCUUCGUUCUGAUGAAAAAUGGAUGAAGAAUAAUGGCUUGGACUUUUACAUUGAGUUGGAUACAGAAAUUACCAAGAGUAAAAGGGAUGCUGGUGAUGGAAAAGGCACUGCUAAAUCAUUGCUUGACAGGAUUGCAGAACUGGAGGAUGAAGCCCAAAGAUCUCUUAUGCACAGGUUUAAUAUUGCAGCAGAUCUCGUUGAACAAGCCAGAGACGCUGGGCAGCUAGGUCUUGUUGGUCUUCUCAUUUGGAUGAGAUUUAUGGCCAUGAGACAACUCAUUUGGAAUAAGAACUACAAUGUCAAGCCACGUGAGAUUAGUAGAGCUCAGGAUAGGCUUACAGACCUUCUUCAGAAUGUGUACAAAGACUUCCCACAACAUAGAGAGAUAUUGAGGAUGAUCAUGUCCUCGGUUGGCCGUGGAGGAGAAGGUGAUGUUGGGCAACGUAUACGUGAUGAAAUCUUGGUAAUCCAGAGAAAUAAUGACUGCAAGGGGGGACUGAUGGAGGAAUGGCAUCAGAAGCUCCAUAAUAACACGAGCCCAGAUGAUGUCGUAAUCUGUCAGGCACUUAUUGAUUAUAUUAAAAGUGAUUUUGAUAUCAGCGUAUACUGGGAAACUUUGAAUAGAAAUGGUAUUACCAAAGAACGUUUACUAAGCUACGAUCGGGCUAUUCAUUCUGAACCAAAUUUCAGGAGGGAUCAAAAGGAAGGUCUUUUACGUGACCUAGGAAAUUACAUGAGGACUUUGAAGGCAGUUCACUCUGGUGCUGAUCUCGAGUCUGCCAUUGCAACUUGUAUGGGAUACAAGUCUGAGGGUCAAGGCUUUAUGGUUGGGGUUCAGAUAAACCCUAUAAGGGCUGUCUUUGAACAGGACCUAAUGGAAUUUAUACUAGAACAUGUUGAAGACAAAAUGGUGGAGCCUUUGCUUGAGGCCUUGCUGGAAGCACGAGUGGAACUUAGGCCAUUGCUUCUCAAUUCCCAUGAACGUCUGAAGGAUCUCAUCUUUUUGGAUAUUGCCCUUGAUUCUACUGUAAGGACAGCAGUUGAGAGGGCAUACGAGGAGUUGAAUAAUGCUGAAUCGGAGAAAAUAAUGUACCUCAUCACCUUGGUUCUUGAAAAUCUUGCAUUGUCUACAGAUGAUAAUGAGGAUCUCAUAUAUUGCUUAAAGGGGUGGAACCAUGCACUGGAGAUGUCUAAGCAAAAAGAUGAUCAAUGGGCACUAUUUGCGAAAUCAUGUCUUGAUAGAACCCGACUUGCACUAUCAAGCAAGGCAGAAUAUUACCAUCAAAUUUUACAACCUUCAGCUGAAUACCUUGGAUCAUUGCUUGGUGUUGAACCGUGGGCAGCAAGCAUAUUCACUGAAGAAAUUAUUCGUGCUGGAUCGGCUGCUUCUUUAUCAGCACUUCUUAAUCGACUUGACCCUGUCCUUCGGAAAGUGGCACAUCUAGGAAGUUGGCAGGUCAUAAGCCCUGUUGAAGUUACUGGAUAUGUUGAUGUCGUAGAUGAAUUGCUUGCUGUUCAGAAUAAAUCUUACACACGGCCAACAAUUUUGGUUGCAAAAAGUGUAAAGGGAGAGGAGGAAAUACCAGAUGGCACAGUGGCCGUGUUAACACCUGAUAUGCCAGAUGUUCUAUCUCAUGUCUCUGUGCGAGCUAGAAAUAGCAAGGUCUGCUUUGCUACAUGCUUUGAUGCCAAUAUCCUGGCUGAAUUUCAGAGAAAUGAAGGGAAACUGUUUCGGCUACAGCCCACAUCUGCUGAUAUAGUGUAUAGUGAGAUAGACAAGAGUGAACUUGAUGAUAUCAGUUCAGCUAAAGAUGGACAUGAUCAAUCAUCACCAUCUGUGACUUUGGUCAGGAAGCAUUUUAGUGGUAGAUAUGCUAUAUCAGCUGACGAAUUCACCAGUGAAACGGUUGGUGCCAAGUCACGAAAUAUCUCAUUUCUAAAGGGAAAAGUACCUUCUUGGGUGGGGGUCCCUACAUCAGUUGCUCUACCAUUUGGAGUCUUUGAGAAAGUUCUUUCAGAUGACAUAAACCAGGAAGUAGCUAGCAAGUUGCAGAUGCUGAAAGAAAAGUUAGUGUUAGGAGAAUUUGGUGCACUUGUUGAGAUACGAGAGAUAAUUUUGCAGCUAGCAGCUCCACGAGUACUGGUACAAGAACUGAAGGAGAAAAUGGAGGGAUCAGGAAUGCCAUGGCCUGGUGAUGAAGGUGAAAAUCGAUGGGAACAAGCUUGGUUGGCAAUAAAGAGGGUAUGGGCUUCAAAGUGGAAUGAGAGGGCAUAUUUCAGCACACGGAAAGUAAAGCUAGAUCAUGAUUACCUAUGUAUGGCAGUGUUGGUUCAAGAAAUCAUAAGUGCCGAUUAUGCAUUUGUCAUUCAUACUACAAACCCAUCCUCUGGAGACUCAUCAGAAAUAUAUGCAGAGGUGGUGAAAGGACUUGGAGAAACUCUUGUUGGAGCCUAUCCAGGACGUGCUUUGAGUUUUAUUUGUAAGAAAAAUGAUCUCGAUACUCCAAAGGUACUUGGUUACCCAAGCAAGCCAAUUGGCCUCUUCAUAAGAAGAUCCAUUAUUUUUAGAUCUGAUUCUAAUGGUGAAGAUCUAGAAGGCUAUGCUGGAGCUGGUCUGUAUGACAGUGUGCCCAUGGAUGAGGAAGAGAAAGUGGUGCUCGACUAUGUAUCUGACCCAUUGAUCAUGGACAAAAACUUCUGCAGUUCAAUCCUCUCCAGCAUUGCACAGGCAGGACAUGCUAUCGAGGAGCUCUACGGCUCCCCGCAGGACAUUGAAGGUGUUGUCAAGGACGGGAAGAUUUAUGUUGUCCAAACAAGACCGCAAAUGUGACUUAUAAAACCACCACAAAUGGACAUUGAAGGUAUUGUCAAGGAUGGGAAGAUUUUGUUUGGCCAAACAAGACCACAGAUAUUAUUUAUAGAACCACAAAUAUGAGAGGAUGGAGGUCUAUACUCCAUAUUCUUUCAAACAAAUUAUACGACCAGUGCAUUUAGAUGUUCUUUUGUAACAGGACGAAGAUAUCGAGUCCUUUUAGUAUUAUUUAUGAUCGGACCAAUAAAUUGUGGUGCACCCUUGGGGAUUGAAUACCCGAGACCUACAAAAAUGCCUUCUGGAUAGUCAACCGUGUAGAUUGUGAUGGCUUGCAUACACGAUAGACUGCAUUGUAAAGACAUUUUAAAUAACAAUAAAGAUAGUAUGUUUUUAAGUUA
Molecule: messenger RNA, 5064 nt
Organism: Musa acuminata subsp. malaccensis (wild Malaysian banana)
Lineage: Eukaryota; Viridiplantae; Streptophyta; Magnoliopsida; Zingiberales; Musaceae
Product: alpha-glucan water dikinase, chloroplastic
Biological process (GO): phosphorylation
Molecular function (GO): ATP binding; kinase activity
Source: RefSeq, a predicted model, not a curated record